Molecule: messenger RNA, 1509 nt
Organism: Seminavis robusta
Lineage: Eukaryota; Bacillariophyta; Bacillariophyceae; Naviculales; Naviculaceae
Source: the annotation of a GenBank genome assembly
AUGGCGGAUAGUGUGUGUGCUAUUCUUGGCUGUUCUUUGGAAUACGCCGAGAAUUUGUUGGCGGCGGCGGGAGGAAAUGUCGAAUUGGCCGUUUCUCUCGGAUUGGAUGGUGGAGAUGGAGGAGGAGGAGAUGGUGGAGGAUUUGCUGAUGUUGGAGCAGCUGAUGGUGGUGGUGUAGCUGAUGGAGACAAGAAGCGCAAGAUGGAUGAGUUUACAGCUCCGUACAAAGGCUACGAAAAGAUUUGGGCAGAAGUGUCUCCUCUGCCCGAUUCUUGGAAGAACCAACGCUUGGAUGCUUGGACAGACACAGACGGUAGUAGUAGUACUAUUGUCCAACCACUCAAUGGACCUUGUGGAGUACUGGCUGUUGUUCAGGCAGAGCUGUGGUUGUUGGAGCAACAGCAAGACAACAAAGACAGAGACGCGUGUCUGACCCAAGCCAUUCACAACAUUUUGUCUCGUAUUACUUCGUCUAGUGCUACUGAUCAAGACAAGAUGAUGAUCCAAAUGGCCAACGGAACUCAAGUAUCUUUGGACGACGCAUCGACGCAAAUUCGAACGGCCACUCAAUUGGUUGAAGCCGCGGCGUGUACGUACGGCAUUGCCCAGAUCCGAUCGUCUCUCGUGGAAGGACCUCAUUGGCUCUGUUCGGCCGAUCUACUGUCGCUUCUACUACGAGGCAACAUUGCCAAUACCAACAUUUCAUGCUUUGGAGCAUUUGAUCCUGUUCACAAGAAAAAGCAGCCAUUUUACACAAGUACAAACACCAGUAGUACAAACAAUCAAAUUGGACUCUUGUCCAUGAUGGAAAUUGACGAAGGCAUUCCCGUCGCGGACGAUCUCAAAUUCCAAAAGACGGUUUGGAUAUUACACACGGGAGAUCACUUUGUCACCAUGCGACAGACAUCAAAAACACAGAACAACGACGACAACAAUACAAUUCACAUGGAAAUUUACGACGGUCUGCAACCCAACGGUCCCAUCACCAAGCACUACGCCAUCACGGGCGACACGUCCGUGGCGGACCAAGCACCCGCCCAACACGUCGAAACCUUUCGCAAAAAACGUGUCGGACAACCCGACGAUAUCGUACAAGCCAAAAAACACGAUCAUCCGCACUAUCAGGAUUGGACCUACGAAGUCGUUCCCGCCGUGGACGAUCCCGAUGUUCAAGGAACGUUGGAUGACGAUCCCAACGAACCCGUCUACGAGUUUGCGACACUCUCCCUGCCAAGUGACAAUUGGCGCUGUGCCACGUGUUAUGCCAAUCGAUUCAAAACCAUGAAUUUUGGGACCAACACUGCUGGUACUACCGCGUGCGAAGUUUGUACGACGGCCAUUCGUGACGCCAUGUGGUCCCUGUGGUUGCCGUUCUCGCAAUUGACGCCGCGCAUGAAACGACGUGCCCGCGUCAUGUACGCACCCAAAUUGGAAAUGGUACUCUCCACACUCUACCCCAAGGCCGAUAUUACUGUAACAGGAGAUGGGGCGGCUUUGUUGAAGAAGUAG